GCGUACGUUGUCGUUCGGCUGAGGAGAAAAUCAGUCGUCCGCGUUCGAACGCUGAUGUUGGGUAGCAAAUUAGUCGGAUAUGAACGUUGUAGAGCGAUCUAGAUAAACACUGCGCUCCUUCAUUUGCUCAAUUAGGCAAUCACAGCACUGCUCCAUUUCGUCCUCUGCGCUGUCUACUUCCAUCGCCCAAAAAUGUCCUAACACUGAAAUAAUCUCUCAAGUGUUGUUUUUUUAUUAUUUAAUCUGAUUGUUAUGGUGUUUGGGGUGUGGUGUUGUUAAUCAGCGGCAGGAUGGCGCGCCGCAUCGAGCCUUACGACGAGGAGAACGACGAGAUCGCCCAGGAGAAGAAGAAGAUCAAAGCGCGCAUGGCGGCCGAAGCGGCCGAGGAGGCCAAGAAGGCGGCGCUGGCCCCGCCCGCCCCCGCCACGGGCGGCGGUGGUCUGCCGCAUCCCGGCUCGGCGCAGCUGGAGGCCCUCAUGACCUGCUGCAUCUGCAUGGACCGCUUCCGGGUGCCCAAGAUGCUGCCCUGCCAGCACUCCUUCUGCGGUCACUGUCUCGAAGGACUGUACGACUGGGUCAAACGGCAGAUCAAGUGUCCGGAAUGCCGCACCGAGCACCACUGCUCCAACCCCGAAAACUACCCCACCAACCUAACCAUGGUGCGCUUCAUGGAGGUCCAUAUUGAGGCGAUGGGCGGGGAUCCCGGGGAAGCGAUGCAGGCGCCGCCUGUGCUGCAGCGUUGCACGGUUUGCGGCGACAACGCGGAGCUGAAAAACUGCGCCCACUGUGAUCGGAAAGUGUGCAACGACUGCCGCGACGGCCAUGCCGAGAUCCUCAAACGGGAACUGGGCCGGCUCAUUAACCAGGUCAAACGCGGAGUGUCGCGGCUGGAGGAAGCGGCCGGCUACAUUAAGCGCAACGAAGCCCAGCUGACCACCAACGCCAGCGCCAUUCGCGAGGAGAUCAAGGACAUGGUGGCGCGCUACAUCAAGGAGAUCCGCAACCGCGAGGAACUACUCCUGUCGCAGGUCAACAAUUUCCUGCAGACGGAGCAGCGCUCCAUGCAGCACAUGCAGGACAAUCUGGACGAGGAGGCAAAGUCCUUGAACGUGGCCAUGGAGGCCGCCAACAAACUGCUGGAGGAUCCGGCCUCCACUGUCGAAGACUUCAUGGCCGAGUCGGCCACCUUCAAGGACAAAUUUCAGAAGAGUCUGGACUUCCUGAAGAACUUCAGUCCCGACGCGCAGGAGUUCACCAAGAGUCUGCGCUUCAUCAAAGGUCAAUCGGAGCCGGAUCUACUGCACCAGUGCAUCCUGGCAUUCGGGGAGUUACACGUCAACACGAUGCAUUUCAACCGGUUUGUGACAAAUUCGGAGCGGAUGGCCACGCAGUUGAUUCAGAGCCAGUUUGAGGCGACACUGGCCGAGUAUAAGCGGCAGCAACAGGAACAAGCGGAGACCGCCGCCCAGCAGCAGCAACUGCAACAACAGCAGCCGGUGAAUCAACCGGCAAUCCAGCUGCCGCAGUUUCAGAGUGAAUACAUGACCCGACGCGCCGGGGAAGAUUUACGGGAGUACCGGGAUCGCCGCCUGGAAUCCUCGCCCUCCCGCUACAACACCACCGCCCUGGAGUUCCCCACCCGCAACGAAUACAUACGGGAGUCUAGCGCGCCGGCCUCGUAUCUGGCUCGGGUCAACCGCUUGACUACCGCGACGGACCCGAGCUCGACAACAGGCACCGACCCGGUGUUCACGCCCCGCAGCACCACCACCACGACCCCCACCACGGCCGUCGAGAACCCAGCGGCCCGCCGCCAGAAGUACAAGGACUCUAGAUCCCACACCGCGGACCUCGGAUUGCUGCGGGAGAGUGUGGAUGAGAGCGGCCGACGGGGAUCGGGCGGGGACACCGACAACGAGAUCGCCGACGCCCUGGCCGGACGGGGACGGUACGGCACCCGCCGGCUGGAGACGCAGGACAGUACGGAGAGCGUGUCGGGAGACGGGAGGCGUCGCUACCGUGGCGGCGCGAAGACCUCGGAACUGACGGACUUCGACACCAGCGCCACCCGUCUGUACCAACGCGACACAACGACCCCGGACACGGCCAGCGCCCGCUCCGGACGCGGCGGGUCCAGCGCCUGCGAAGUGGCCAUUGCCCGGCGGCGCCGGCGUUUCGGCAGUACCACGGCCGGGUCGCAGGACGACAGCACGCCGGCGGUAGUCGCCCCCACCACCACCAGCGCCCGCUCACCGUACAGCUCGGUGGCUAGUGCGGCGUCGGCGCUGCGGGAGACCAGCCCGGUGAACAACCGGCGGGCCCGGACGCCGCUGCUGAACAACGACUCCGACGAGGAGGACCGUGCGGAAAAAAUGCCAUACUACACGCGCUACCUAGCCAACAAGGCCAAGUCCCGCGAACAAUCGCCGACGGACGAGUACGGCGGGGGCGCCUCCUCGGGCCGGGAUCUGGGCGCUACCCGGGAUAGUGUCUACCUGCGCAAAGGGAGGAAUCCUACAAAGGUAGGUGCUCGGGGAACAGAGCCGGGCCAGCUAAACUGGCCGCGCGGUGUGGCCGUGACGCCGGAGAGCCGAAUCGCCGUGGCCGACUCAUCCAACCACAGGGUGAGUAUCUUCGACAUGUCGGGCACGUUCGUCAAGGCCUUCGGCACGUACGGCAGCGCACCCGGCGAGUUCGAUUGCUUGGCGGGCAUUGCGGUGGCGCCGGACGGGCGCAUCGUCGUCUCCGACCGCUACAACCACCGCGUCAGCAUCCACGACGCUGCCGGGCGGUUCAUCCACUCCUUCGGCAGCGAGGGCCACCUGGAGAACCAGUUCCAGUAUCCGUACGGACUGUGCAUCGGCGGCGGCUACAUCUACGUGUGCGACAAGGACAACGCCCGCGUCCAGAAAUUCACGCUGGACGGGCGGUUUGUGGGGAAGUUCGGGUCGGCCGGCGUGCGCGCCUCCUCCCUGAACAACCCGCACUACUGCGCGCUGUCGGCCACCGGCGACCGCAUCUUCAUCUCCGACAGCGGCAACAACCGCAUCGUCGUCUACGACGUGCGCGACAACAGCCAAGUCGCCACGAUCGCCAGCGAAGGCACCACGGACGGGAAACUGCAGUAUCCCCGCGGCCUCGCCGUCGACGAGAACGACUACAUCUUCGUCGGGGACGCCGGGAACAACCGCGUGCAGAUCUUCGGCAACCGCGACUACCGCUUCGUCUCCAGCUUCGGCUCCUGGGGCACCGUGCUGGGCGAGUUCAAGGGGCUGGAGGGCGUGGCCGUGUCGCCGGAUGGGCACAUUCUGGUCGUCGACCGCGACAACCACCGCAUCCAGAUCUUCUAGCCGUGACCUUUCUGUUUUUCUCUGUAUAGUCUUUUUACGGCACCAUCUAACGAUGACCUUUCUGUUUUUCUCUGUAAAGUCUUUGUACCGCUCUGUAUAAAUGUUUCUAAGCAAUAAUCUCACUUCCUGCUUCCUUGUUCCGACGCCUCCCGCCAAGUCCCGCCAAGCAAUCGCCGCCGCCGCACUCGCAGCGCCACCGGCACCCCGCCUGUGUGUUCGAGGUCGAGUAACGCUAGGGUAGUCUGUGUUUACGUAGAAUGCGCGGUUUGUAGGAGACGCGGCCGACUAACGACAUCCUGGCCGAGAUGAGCGACGCGCUGACGCGCGCCACCACCGCCACCAGCGGCAAAUAUUCCUCCGCCAACAGCGCCGCCCGGCCCGACGCCAACUACGGAUCCAGCAGCGGAUACAGCUA
This is a messenger RNA of Paramacrobiotus metropolitanus, 3765 nucleotides long. Its product is annotated as RING finger protein nhl-1-like. Gene Ontology annotation, biological process: negative regulation of translation; proteasome-mediated ubiquitin-dependent protein catabolic process; protein polyubiquitination. The record is from RefSeq and is a predicted model, not a curated record. Lineage: Eukaryota; Metazoa; Tardigrada; Eutardigrada; Parachela; Macrobiotidae. Gene Ontology annotation, molecular function: translation repressor activity; protein binding; ubiquitin protein ligase activity.